AUGUCUUCGGGCAACGAUUUAACUCCCGAUCACAGCAUUGGAAUUGUUAACAAAUUGGCCGUCACUUCAAUACUUCAACGUUUCAAUGAAGUGGUUAUUAAAUAUGUUGAAGACGAGCGGUUGUGUCCGUGUCCUCUACCGCGGCAUCGAAUGGCGGAAAUAUCGUUUGUAUUGAAAGCGUUGGCGACUCUCAUAGUGUCUCUAAAGAAGGCACCGGUGGGUAGCGUUGAGCCGCACGUAUGGGAUCUAUUGAUUCGGUUGUACCCGCCUAUAGUGGACUGCACCACAUCUAACUCUAUUCAAGUGAAUCGAUCGCUUCGGGAAGUAUUGCAUCAGUACUCAGACCUGUUGUCUGCGCCCCAAACCACGUCUCAGAAGGCGCUCAAUAACGGCUGUUAGGGUUAGCAAUCACUUCACCCAAAACACUAUCGAUAACAAGGA
Medioppia subpectinata is the source of this 441-nucleotide messenger RNA. Lineage: Eukaryota; Metazoa; Arthropoda; Arachnida; Sarcoptiformes; Oppiidae. The record is from the annotation of a GenBank genome assembly.